Messenger RNA from Parnassius mnemosyne (clouded apollo), 2028 nucleotides. NCBI's taxonomy places the organism in Eukaryota, Metazoa, Arthropoda, Insecta, Lepidoptera, Papilionidae. The record is from the annotation of a GenBank genome assembly.
AUGCCGCGCAUUUAUAAACCUGAACCUGGAGGCAAGCGCUAUAAAAGGUAUGACAAAAAUGUUCUUAAGCAAGCGGUAGAAGAUUAUUUAAUGGGUAAUGAUUCGAUAAAAACUGUAGCUAUCAAACACAAUAUACACCCAUCAGUUUUGUAUCGCCACAGCAAAGGACUAGUAAAAUCGCAAGGUGGGCAAAGGGCACUUUCGUUGACAACUGAAGAAUAUAUCAUCAAAUACAUAAACGUUUGCGCAGAAUGGGGCUAUCCACUGGACUCACUAGACUUAAGAUAUAUUGUUAAAAUGUAUCUGGAUAAGCUUGGGAUUACUCAUAAGCGAUUCAAAAAUAAUUUCCCUGGGCCUGAUUUCAUCCAAUGUUUUUUAAAUAGACAUAAAGAUAAAAUUUCUCAACGAAUAUGCCAAAAUAUUAAGAGAUCUCGAGCUGCCGUGUCAGCAGAAACCAUAACAAAAUAUUUUGAAGAACUACAAAUAUCUUUGGCCGAUGUUCCAGCGGCAAAUAUCGUCAAUUAUGACGAGACAAAUCUCGCUGACGAUCCAGGGCGCAGAAAAAUUAUUACGAAACGCGGCACUAAGUAUCCAGAACGUGUCAUGAACCACACAAAGGCCAGUGUUUCCUUAAUGAUAGCUGGGUCAGCAGAGGGCCAGAUUUUACCACCAUACGUGGUAUACAAAGCACAAAAUUUAUAUAAUACAUGGAUUUCUCACGGGCCUAAAGGUGCAAGGUAUAAUCGUUCGGCAUCAGGAUGGUUCGAUGGUACAAUUUUUGAAGAUUGGGUGCAAUCCAUCGUCAUACCCUUCUUUGCUGAUAAGCCGGGAAAAAAGCUGCUAAUAGGUGAUAAUUUAUCUUCACACUUGUCGGUCGAUAUGAUAAAACUUUGCAAAGAACAGCAAAUUGAUUUUGUAUUUUUACCAAGUAAUUCAACACACAUAACUCAACCUCUCGAUGUAGCCUUUUUUAGGCCCAUGAAGGCAGCUUGGCGGCAAAUACUUCUUAAGUGGAAAAAGACAGAUGGCAGCAAUGAGACAAGUGUGCCAAAAGGUUGCUUCCCUAAAUUACUGAAGAAAUUAAUGGAGGCAAUACAAGAAAAUGCUGAGUCUAAUUUAAAAGCUGGUUUUAAAAAAACUGGUAUCUAUCCUUUAGACCCUACACAAGUGCUAUCUCGAAUACCAACACAAUCGAACAAUAGCAGUAGACAUAGGGAAGCAGUGGAUGAGUCUGUACUAACUUUACUAAAUGACAUGCGAUAUGGUACUAUGGGCGUAAAAGAAUUAAAAAGAAAGCGAAAACUCGACGUGGUGGCAGGAAAGAGUGUUAGCGAAUCUACUGAGGAUUAUGUUGACUCCGAAGUAACACCGGGUCCGAGUACAUCAAAACCACAAAGAAAAAUAAAAAAGCCAGAUAAUUCAGUGGAAAAAGAAAAUCUAUUGCCUAAAGAAACAACAAACUUAAACAAAAGUAUUAAAGGAAAAGGGAUCGGUAAAAAGACAAAAAGGAAGGCAAGCAUGUUGAUGGAGGAAAAUAUGGGCACAGGCAAUGCAUUUACAGACAAACGAAAUGAUAUUAUAGACCUCAAUGACAGUGUUUUAGAUAUGCCUGUAUAUUUUGAAAAUGACUUGGAAUGUGGAGGAGAACUAACUAUUGAAAACUGUCCACUAAGUGAUAUAAUAAUAAUAAACUCUACAGCAGAAGCUGAAAAUACAGAAACCGGUCUAAACAACGUCAGUCAGUCUGAUCAUGCUGGUGAAUCAAACUGUUCGUUAGGAAAUAACGAAGAAGAAUAUUCUGUGGCAGAAGUUAUAACUGAAACUUUACCGAAGAUGAAAAGAGAAAAAAUAAAGAUAAUAGAAAAUAAAAACUUUUUAGAAACUCGCAAGAAUAUUACGUAUGAUCAAAAGUACAAAAAUGUUUCCCCUGAAGCGCCUUUAAUAAUUUUAAAGAAGACUGCAAGACCGAGCAAAUAUUAUAAAGACGAUGAGGCUAUACUAAGAGACUUACUAGAUGAUAAUAUUUAA